UAAACUAGGUUGUUAUACUGCAUGCUCUCUGAGACUCUGACAUCAUCCGGGUAUGAGUCCAAUAUAACGUUUCCUAGUUGUAUCGUUGAGCGGAUCGUGUUUAGCCAGUCCGCUGCAUUGACACUGUCCUGUGAAACUGAUACUUCGUGAACGUGGAUGUCGUGAUUCGCUUCGAUGAAUCGUCUGAAGUUCCGCUGAACUGUGAAGCCACGUCGCUCAUUGGCCAGUAUUAGUUCCUUUUGACUACUUCGGCUUCUGCUAUUGGCUGAGCCGCAGUCAGCCUGCCCGUGGACCCGCCUCCUCCCAGCAAAACGGACAGAUUCUGAUUGAUAAUUUAAAGGCAGUCUUUCUGUUCAUCCUUCCAGUGCGCGUCUCCACCGUUUUUACACAAAGUGUUUCAGCCAGCCGGUCUUACCGCUCGACCCAAGCCGACACCAAGCUCCCAGCGGUACCGGGUGAAGCCUCGACCUCAUGGCUUCAUGGCAAACCGCCCAGAUGAACUUCUAGUCACACCAAGGUGGCGUGAAGGCAGGUGUUGAGGACUGUCUUUCUCUCUCUGCCUCAUUCUAUUGUUCUGAGUCAUGGCGACCUCUCUGCUCAGCAGGCAGCUGGUCCUCUCCCUCCAGCAGAACCUCAGGCUCACUGCACCAGGCUGCAGGUAUGCGAGUAAGGCAGCAGCUAAGACUCAGAUGGAGUUUGAAUACGACGGGCCCUCCAUGAAGACCGAGGUCCCAGGACCCCGUUCCAAGGAGCUGACCAAACAGUUGGGAGAGAUGCAGAACGUGGGAGCAAUCAAUUUCUUCUGUAACUAUGAGGAGAGCAGAGGAAACUACCUGGUGGACGUGGACGGAAACCGCAUGCUGGACGUCUACACACAGAUCUCCUCUAUUCCUAUUGGAUACAACCAUCCCUCACUCAUUAAAGUGAUGUCCAACCCCAACAAUAUGAGUGCGUUUGUGAACAGGCCAGCUCUUGGGAUCAUGCCACCCGAGAACUUUCCGGAAAAGCUGGCAGAAAGCCUUCUCUCAGUUGCUCCUAGUGGUAUGAGCCGUGUUCAGACCAUGGCCUGUGGAUCCUGCUCCAAUGAGAAUGCAUAUAAAGCCAUGUUCAUCUGGUACAGAGUGAGUACACACACACUGAGUCUACAAAACAUUAAGAACACCUGCUCUUUCAAUCAAAUGUAUUUCUAAAGCUCAGCCGAUGUCACAAAG
Oncorhynchus gorbuscha (pink salmon) is the source of this 1211-nucleotide messenger RNA. Its product is annotated as 4-aminobutyrate aminotransferase, mitochondrial-like. Gene Ontology annotation, biological process: GABA catabolic process. Gene Ontology annotation, molecular function: pyridoxal phosphate binding. The transcript is spliced from 9 exons. Gene Ontology annotation, cellular component: mitochondrion. The record is from RefSeq and is a predicted model, not a curated record. NCBI's taxonomy places the organism in Eukaryota, Metazoa, Chordata, Actinopteri, Salmoniformes, Salmonidae. The coding region runs from base 582 to 1190 and encodes 202 amino acids.